CUCCCUCCCUCACCUCACACAGCCAUCUCCGCUAGCUCACACACCAAGCAAAUCAACCGGAGAGGAGCAAGCGUGGUAGUAGCUAGGAAGCAAGCAAGAAUAUAAUCAAUGGAGGGCAAGGAUGAGGAUGUUCGUGUGGGCGCGAACCGCUACACUGAGCGCCAGCCGAUCGGCACGGCGGCGCAGGGCGGUGGCGAGGACAAGGACUACAUGGAGCCUCCCCCGGCGCCACUGUUCGAGGCGGAGGAGCUGACGUCGUGGUCCUUUUACCGCGCCGGCAUCGCCGAGUUCGUGGCCACGUUCCUGUUCCUGUACAUCAGCAUCCUCACGGUGAUGGGCGUGAGCAAGUCGUCCAGUAAGUGCGGCACCGUGGGCAUCCAGGGCAUCGCGUGGGCGUUCGGUGGCAUGAUCUUCGCGCUCGUGUACUGCACCGCCGGCAUCUCCGGAGGUCACAUCAACCCGGCGGUGACCUUCGGGCUCUUCCUGGCGCGGAAGCUGUCGCUGACGCGCGCGCUCUUCUACAUGGUGAUGCAGUGCCUGGGCGCCAUCUGCGGCGCCGGCGUAGUCAAGGGGUUCCAGCAGGGCCUCUACAUGAGCGCUGGCGGCGGCGCCAACUCCGUCAACCCGGGCUACACCAAGGGCGACGGCCUCGGCGCCGAGAUCGUGGGCACCUUCGUGCUCGUGUACACCGUCUUCUCCGCCACCGACGCGAAGCGGAACGCGCGCGACUCGCACGUGCCCAUCCUGGCGCCGCUCCCCAUCGGGUUCGCGGUGUUCCUGGUGCACCUGGCCACCAUUCCCAUCACCGGCACCGGCAUCAACCCCGCCCGCAGCCUCGGCGCCGCCAUCGUCUACAACAGGUCCCACGCAUGGAACGACCACUGGAUCUUCUGGGUUGGCCCAUUCAUCGGUGCUGCUCUGGCGGCCAUGUACCAUGUGGUGAUCAUCAGGGCCAUCCCAUUCAAGAGCCGCGACUAAGCAACCAAGCAAGCUUAAUCAGUACCCCUACCCCAAAUAUCGUGUCAUUUUACUAUGUUUAUGUGGCGAUGCGCUCGCUCGUCCGUCACUUCUCGGUUUAAUUUAUCCACUGUAAUUAUCUAUGUAUGUAUCUAUCCAUGCCUCCAUGGCCAUGUUAA
Messenger RNA from Phragmites australis (common reed), 1136 nucleotides. RefSeq names its product aquaporin PIP1-5-like. The transcript has 2 exons. Gene Ontology annotation, cellular component: vacuole; plasma membrane; plasmodesma. The coding region runs from base 109 to 978 and encodes 289 amino acids. Gene Ontology annotation, molecular function: water channel activity. NCBI's taxonomy places the organism in Eukaryota, Viridiplantae, Streptophyta, Magnoliopsida, Poales, Poaceae. The record is from RefSeq and is a predicted model, not a curated record. Gene Ontology annotation, biological process: transmembrane transport; response to water deprivation.